Messenger RNA from Eremothecium gossypii ATCC 10895, 1485 nucleotides. RefSeq names its product Hsp90 co-chaperone CDC37 (gene CDC37). NCBI's taxonomy places the organism in Eukaryota, Fungi, Ascomycota, Saccharomycetes, Saccharomycetales, Saccharomycetaceae. Gene Ontology annotation, molecular function: heat shock protein binding; protein-folding chaperone binding; protein kinase binding. Gene Ontology annotation, biological process: protein stabilization; protein folding. The record is from RefSeq and is marked provisional. The coding region runs from base 1 to 1485 and encodes 494 amino acids. Gene Ontology annotation, cellular component: cytoplasm. The transcript has a single exon.
AUGGCAAUCGAUUACUCAAAGUGGGACAAGAUAGAAAUCUCGGAUGACUCGGACAUCGAGGUACAUCCUAAUGUGGACAAGCGGUCGUUCAUUCGGUGGAAGCAGCAGUCGAUUCAUGAGCAGCGAGAGAAGCGUAAGCAGGACAUCAGGAACUUGGAGUUCCAGAUCGAGAUGUACGGGCACCUGAACAAGCGGGUGGACAAGCUGAUGGAGGCGCUGUCGGACAGGGAGCUCGUGGACCGGGAGCGUGUGACGCGGUUUCUGAACGAGAACUUCGACAAGACGGAGAAGGGCUCGGGUGAGAAUGUGGACCCGGACAUGCCUCCAUAUAACGAGAUGGUGGAGGACCUGUUUGAGCAGUUAGAGCGCAACGCGGCGGAGGAGAAGAAGGACCCGAAGGACGGGACGGUACUGCGGGAGCAGAUGCAGAAGCACCGUGAGAAGAUACGCACGGUUACCGCGGAGGCGCGGACCAAGCUGGACGAGCUCUACAAGGAGAAGGCAAUGCACAUCUCUUCGGAGGACAUACACACAGGCUUUGACCGAAGCUUCGUUAACAAGGGCAAGGAUGGCGAUCAGGCAACGUUCAUGCCUGUACCUGCUAAACCAGACCAGGCCGCGCUCCCUGAUAGCCUCAAAUUGGUCCCAACCGACUUUAUCGACUUCAAAGACGACCCCAUGAAGUUGGCCCCUGAAACGGAGCAGUUCGGCUCGGUCCCUGUUGGCAACUACAAAGCGUCAGAAGCGUACCUAUUGGAUCACGUUUCCAUUUUGUCUGAGCAGCAGAAAGAUGCUCUAAUGAUGCAGGCUUUUGAAUAUCAGCUUGCAGGUGACGAGAAGAAGGCAUACCAGGUGAUCCACCAGUCCGAACUGAUGUCCUAUAUCCGCGAAAUAUAUGCUAUGAAGAAGAUUCCACACCUCAAUGCAGAAGAACUGAAAGAGGUCAUCAGAGUUUUCUUCCAGAAAGUGUUUUACAACACUAAUAACAAAAUGGGCAAAUCUUCAUUCCUGGAGUCGGUCCAAUCAAAGUUCAAGCAUGUCACCGAGCGCUGCAAAGUACUGGCCAACGAACAAGCAGACACUACUGAAGGUGGUGUGGAAACGAUCCAAUUAAAAUCUUUGGACGAAUCCACAGAAUUGCAGGUCAAUCUUCCUGAUGCUCAAUCAAAAGACCCCAAGGAAAUCCAGAAGGUCGCGGCCUUCAAUAAGCUACCAAAAACGAUGCAGGAUGCGGUCAAGACCCAAAAACUUGAUGCUAUCAACGAGGUGUUUGCCGAAAUGUCGAUCGAAGAGGCAGAGGCAAUCUUGGAAAUCUUUAACGAAGGAGAAAUUAUUGGUGUCAACGCCCUCCUUGAGGGUGAAGAGGAAUUUAAGGAGCUGCAAGAACACUACAACCAAGAGAAAAACAUGGAGCAGUUAUCUAUUGGAGAAGUAGAUGGUUCUAGUAGUUCGGCGCCUCAAGACACUGCCAACAUCAUCGACUAG